AUUAAUGCCGUCUUUGCGGCUGUCUACGGCUAUAAAGACGUCGUAGUCGUAGAGAGGACUAGGGGUAGGAAGAGUCUGAUAUUCUAUACUUUCUCUAUAUUAACUAGAUUAGUUGCUCUCCAAAUUAUACUACUGAACCGGCUAGAGGAGGAGCAAGCUAGUAAUAUAAGAAGAGCUCUAAGCUAG
This is a messenger RNA of Sphaerulina musiva SO2202, 186 nucleotides long. RefSeq lists its product as uncharacterized. The record is from RefSeq and is a predicted model, not a curated record. NCBI's taxonomy places the organism in Eukaryota, Fungi, Ascomycota, Dothideomycetes, Mycosphaerellales, Mycosphaerellaceae. The transcript has a single exon. The annotation marks the transcript as partial.